AUGAAAAAUCACGAGGCCCGUCCCACUGGUACAACUCCAUUCCCAGAAGUGAAUGUGGCAAGGCACGACCACUAUAGGAAAAAUCGUGGUCGCGGUCGUGCAUACGCACGUGGACGUGGUCGUGGUCGUGGUCGUAAUUAUGCUCAUGGUCUUGGUUUUGAUCGUGGUCGUAAUGGGAAUCAUAAAAACACAUAUUUCCACCCGAAGUGGAAAAAUGUUGAAAAGAAUGAAAAAGAGGGUCAGUGUAGCAAAACAAAUGAAAAUAUUUGCUAUCGUUGUGGAGGAAAAGGUCAUUGGAGUCGCACUUGUCGUACUCCAAAACACCUUGUUGAUCUUUAUCAAAAAUCACUGAAAAAUAAAAAGGAAAAGAUCGAGACUCACUUUGCUAAUGAAGAUGAUGAUCCAGAUUAUGGUAAUAUGGAUGUUACCCAUUUAGAUAUUGGUGACUUCUUUGCUGAUCCAGAUGGAAAAAUUGAUCACCUUAUUGGAGAUGGAAGCGUCAAGAAAUAA
Molecule: messenger RNA, 510 nt
Organism: Vicia villosa (hairy vetch)
Lineage: Eukaryota; Viridiplantae; Streptophyta; Magnoliopsida; Fabales; Fabaceae
Exons: 1
Coding region: 1-510 (169 amino acids)
Molecular function (GO): nucleic acid binding; zinc ion binding
Source: RefSeq, a predicted model, not a curated record